This is a messenger RNA of Arachis ipaensis, 5177 nucleotides long. The record is from RefSeq and is a predicted model, not a curated record. Lineage: Eukaryota; Viridiplantae; Streptophyta; Magnoliopsida; Fabales; Fabaceae.
UUAUGUAUAUAACAGUUGUUUUUGGUAUAUAGAACUGUGAAUGGUAGGUGAGAAAUAAAUAAAUGUAGAAGUGGAUAUUGAUAUUGAUGAUACUUAGCAUUGAUAAACAUAAACAUUUUGCACUUAAAGAGCUGUUGUAGGGAGCAUUAAAAAAAAUGGACAAGAUCAGAAGGAAUCCAUCAUCGUAUUGCAGAGCAUAAUAUUAAAAUAUCCUCUUAGGAACCAUCCAACAGCUUUUGAGGAAGAAAGCAUCCCAAGGAAAAACCCUCUUAAAAUAAAAUUGUUUCUUUGGAGUAGGUGAAGUCAAGCUCUUAUAUUAAACAAAUCAUCAGUGGCAUCUUUUGUCCAACUAGUGGGUAUUUCCAUGAAUAAUUUUAGUACCACUUGCCUUGAAGACCAAUCAUCUUUAAGUUAAUAUCAGCAGAGCAUAAUAUACUUCACCUGCUGCAUCUAUUUCUUUACUAUUUUUGAGAUUAACUGAGUUUACUGCAAACUACAUCCAUUUCCUUUUCCCUUCCUCAUUUCCCUCUGAUAUCACUUGAUCUUGAGAGACAUGGCUGCAGCACUUGUAGGUGGAGCUGUUCUGUCUUCCAUUUUUAAUGUUGUUUUUGACAGGAUGUCCUCGCCUGAAGUUGCCAACUGGAUCAAAGGGAAGAAGCUUACCCAGAAGCUGCUUGAAAGGUUGAAGACUACUCUUUAUUCUGUUCAAGCCUUUCUCAUUGAUGCUGAGCAGAAGCAAAUCAAGGAGAGAGCUGUCAAGGACUGGCUCGGUAGUCUCAAAGAUGCUAUGUAUGUUGCUGAUGACUUGCUGGAUGAAGUCUUCACCAAAGCCGCCACUCAGAAGGAUCCAGGUACCUUCUUCUCUCGUUAUCUCAAUUUGCAAGAUAGGGAGAUAGCAAACAGGAUGGAAGAAAUAAUUGAGAGGAUAGAGUCUAUUGUGAAGCAAAAAGACACUCUUGGUCUUAGAGAGAUUCCUAAGGAGAACAUGUCAUGGAGGAUCACUACAUCUCUAGUUGAAAGAUCCAGUAUAUAUGGCAGGGAAAAAGACAAGGAGGCCAUAGUGAAGUUGUUGUUGGAUGAUGAUGACACUGGGGAUGGUGAUAUAUCUGUGAUUCCCAUUGUGGGCAUGGGAGGAAUAGGAAAGACUACUUUGGCCCAAUUGGUUUACAAUGACGAAAAAGUGAAGGAGAAUUUUGAUUUUCGAGGUUGGGUUUGUGUGUCUGAAGAGUUUGAUGUUAUCAAGGUUACCAAGACUAUAAUUGAGGCAAUAACUUCGAGUUCCUGUAACUUGAAAGAUUUGAAUUUACUUCAACGUGAUUUAAAGGAAAGAUUGUCAAGACAAAAAUUCUUUGUUGUCUUAGAUGACGCAUGGAAUGAGGAUUAUGAAGAUUGGAAUAGGCUUCUAAAACCUUUUAAGAAUGGGAUUAAGGGGAGUAAAAUUCUCAUAACCACUAGAAGUAAAAAGGUGGCUUCUAUGGUGCAAACUGUUUCACCUCAUGAACUAGGUUUAUUGUCUGAUGAAGAUUGUUGGUUAGUGUUUUCAAAACAUGCACGUCUUUCAACUGAGUCUAUGGAAAAUUCAACUCUGAAAGAAGUCGGCAAAGCUAUUGUAAGGAAGUGUGAUGGAUUGCCCUUGGCAGCUCAAGCCCUCGGAGGCUUAUUGCGUGGAAAUUCUGAUGUUGAGUAUUGGAAUCAUAUAUUGAAGAGUGAGGUAUGGAAAUUCUCCAAUGACAAGAUAAAAGUUGUUCCGGCUUUAAGAAUAAGUUAUUACUUUCUUCCUUCAUGUUUGAAAGAGUGCUUUGUUUAUUGCUCGUUGUAUCCAAAAGAUUAUGAAUUUGAUAAAGAUGAGCUCAUCUUGUUAUGGAUGGCUGAGAAUUUUUUACAACCAGUUGGGAAAAACACUUUAGAAGAAGUUGGUGAUGAAUAUUUCGACGAAUUAGUUGCGAGAUCAUUUUUGCAACCUCAUAGUAAUAAGAAAAAUAAAUUUGUGAUGCAUGAUCUCGUGCAUGAUUUGGCAAUGAUGUUUGCUGGAGAAUUCUAUUUUAGGGCGGAAGGGCUUGAGAAUGCAGUUGAGGUUGAUGUUAAAACUCGUCAUUUGUCCCAUAAUGCUAAGGGCAAUUAUCCAAUCUCAAAACUGAUGGGAGUUUGUGACAGAAUAAAACAUACAAGGACAUUUCUUGCAAUCAAUUUGAACGAGUGGAUCCCAUUUAACAUGGAAAACGCACCUUGUAUCUUGUUGUCGCAUUUGAAGUACUUGAGAGCCUUGUCGUUCAAAAGCUUUCCUCUAGAGUCAGUACCUGAUUCAAUAGGUGAGUUGAUUCAUUUGCGUUACUUGGAUCUGUCCGAGACCGACAUUGUGACAUUGCCGGAGUCAUUGGGUAACCUCUACAAUUUGCAGACCUUGAAGUUGUAUCGGUGUAGAAAUCUGAAAUUGCUACCAGUUGGCAUGAAAGACCUUGUAAAUUUGCGCCAUCUUGAUAUUGGAGGGACUCAGUUGCAUGAGAUGCCAAAAGGCAUGAGCAAGUUGAAAAAUUUGCAGUUUUUAAGCCACUAUGUUGUUGGGAAGUGUGACGAGAACAAGGUCACAGAAUUGGGAGCACUUGCAAAUCUACAGCAAUCCAUUUCCAUUGUCGAAUUGGAGAAUGUGGUGAACGGCGGUGAAGCUUUGAUGGCAAGAAUGGCUGAUAAGGAUGGCAUUGAUUCUAUGAUGUUGGGUUGGUCGUUUGAUGAAGUAGACGAGGAUACAGUUGAUUCCCAGAUGGAAAGAGAUAUACUUGACAAGUUACGACCUCAUACUAAUUUGAAAGGGUUAUAUAUCUCUGGUUACAGGGGUACAACCUUUCCAGAUUGGUUGGGACAUUCUUCCUACCGCAACAUCACCACAAUAACACUGUAUGGUUGCAGGAAUUGUUGCAUGCUUCCUUCACUUGGACAAUUGCCCUCUUUGAAGCACCUUCAAAUUUCAAAAUUUGAAAGUGUGGGGAUUGUGGGUGCUGAGUUUUACUUUUACGAGAACGAUAAAUCUUGUGUGGAGACACCACCAUUUCAAAAGCUUGAAACUCUUUUGUUUAAGUCAAUGCCUUGCUGGAAGGAGUGGCGUUCAAUGGUGUUGAAUGCAUUUCCUCGACUUAGGGAGCUUACGAUAAGGAAGUGUCCGUCGUUGAGAGGAGAUUUGCCCAUUCAUCUAUCAUCUUUGCAAUCACUUCAGAUUGAGAAGUGCGAUGAGCUGAGUUGUUGUGUUCCAAGGGCUCCUGCGAUUACCACUCUUUCAAUUUCAGGAAAGCAUCUAGUGGGGUCUGUGGUGGAGGCCAUUACCAACACGCAACUGACUUGCCUCACUUCUUUAAGCAUCUCACAUUGUUCCUCCCAGAUAUGGUUUCCAGUGAGUGCUAUUCCCCCAUCACUACAAGAGUUGAGGAUCGAGGGUUGUAGAGAAUUAGAAUUCCAAAUGGAUGGCCAACACCACUCACUUCAGGAACUAGACAUACGUAGCAGCUGUGAUUCACUUGCGUCCUUCUCCUUGUUGGAUUCCUUUCCGAAUCUCGUGACUGUUGAAAUCGAGAAAUGUGAAAAGAUGGCGUCAAUUGUGGUGUCACGCUCUCUUUCAUGUCUCCGUUAUUUAUGGAUCAAGUAUUGUGGGAGUAUGAAAUCCGUGUCGACGAUAUGGAUGGCAGCACCUCAGCUAGAGCGUCUCUCAUUAGUGGGUUGCCCAGAGAUCAAUUUGUGUGCUCCAGGAGUUCCACACCAUAGCCUCAGAUAUCUUUUCAUCAGCUACUGCGAGAAACUAGUGAGCACUGCAGCAUUCAUGAAUUCACAAUUUCAAGGGCUUAUUCAUCUUUGGAUUGAAGGUGAAUGUGAGAGUGUGAAGUGUCUCCCAAAGGAAGGUUGGUUGCCUGCCUCCCUUGAGUCUCUCACACUGAGUGGCUUAAGUGUGGAGACGUUGGAAUGCAACAGACUUGCCCACCUCACCUCCCUCCAUGAAUUAUCUAUUUAUGAAUGUCCCAAGUUGGAGAAUAUGGAGGGUGAAAAGCUGCCUGCCUCUCUAAAACAACUCUACAUCAUUGGUAGCCCUUUGCUGGGUAAACGGUGUGAGAUGAAGGACCCACAGCUUUGGCCCAAAAUCUCCCACAUCCCUGCCAUUCGAGUUGAUGAUAGAUGGAUUUGGUAAUCCAACAACUUCAACAGAUAAAGUGCAGGUAUAAUCUAACUCCUCAUUGCUGUUAGUGCUGUUAAUUCAUUGCACCGUUCCUUAAAUGCACGGUUUCUAUUCUCAUGUAGUUUUCGUUUGGAGCUAGAGAGUACUUCUUGUGUGCCAAAUGUAAGGGUGGUCUUUUCGGUGGUGUUAUGAACUAGUAAAACACCUGCAUUGCAUUACUUCUUUCAUGUAUUUCUCUUUUUUUUUCCCCAACUUUUGCUGCUGACAACUUAUACAUUGAAGUUUAUUACAACAUUGACUGCUUUUUCUUUUGUUCUGUUGAUAAGAUGAUGAAAUCUACCGUGGUGAAAGUGUACAGUAUACCCUUGAAGGAUACCAGCUCAUAUGGGAAACAAUUCAAUAUUCGCUUAUCCAAAGGCAGAACUGAGAUUGAGGCUGCUGAUAAGCAAAGAAGGGAGUGCUCUGAUAUAGGCAUCACAAUUGGUGCAACAAUUUGAAGUUCUUUAUGAGGUUCAAGAUCCUUGAGAAUGCCAAACGGACACUCUCGAGGAGAAUGGAAGUCGCGCUGCGACUGCUUCGAAAGAAGUGGCUAUGAAUCAGUAAAGAAACUUGAUAUCAUGGUCACUGAGAUCUCCAUUUGAUCUGAGUUUGAAUUACAAAUAUUGUUCACUCACUGUUUGUGGUGUAUGCUUCUCUUUCCUUUAAGUACUUCAUAGUUCUUAUGUUAGUAAGUAAUGUGUGAUUAGUUGUAACAUGGAAAGGGCUAACUUAGUUGUACUUGAAGAAGAUAGUAUUCAAUAAAUAGUAGAUGUUUUUGGCCCCAGUCCUAUUCUCUGAUGGCAAUGCCGAAGGGGGAUAGAGGCUGGUCCUUAACCAGGGACUUGAUGGCUAUGCCGGAAAGUCCUUAGUUGGGAGGUUAUUUUUCAAAAAAGAAUAAAAGGUGUAAGAUGGAAAGAUGUUUAUGGUUAACAAGAAGUCAAGAAUGAAGAAUUACAUCUUCCAGUGGCUUAAUUGCGGUUUA